Penicillium salamii is the source of this 1884-nucleotide messenger RNA. Lineage: Eukaryota; Fungi; Ascomycota; Eurotiomycetes; Eurotiales; Aspergillaceae. The record is from the annotation of a GenBank genome assembly.
AUGGCCUCAAAGCAGCCUGCCAAGCUGGUGGAUGCCCGUGAUCGCCUCAAGCAUAUCUUUCAGGGAGAUCCACACGCUAUGGAGCUGGACGCCGGUCUUAACCGUCGGACUCAAGCAGAAAACGUCCGCCCGAAACGAUUCACUGCUCCAGCGAUACAUAAACCAGGAGUAAGUGACUCUUGUCCUGAGUUUGAUUUUGAUCCCGUUUCUCCCGUGGAGGUUCCCUCCAACACCCUGUGCAAUUUUUCCUACAUCCGCUCCCAUGUGAUUGGUACCCAAGUCGCAGAUGACAGCUAUUUGACCGAACUCGAUCAGGAUCCCAGUUCUGCCAGCUGCACCCCGGAUCAGAGCCCAAAUGUGAAGGAAUCCUCAGAUAAAUCCGACUCUGAUGAUGACCUCGAGGAUGAGGACACCCUGACCAUGCCUUCGGGCACACAAGACCCGGAAAUCUCCAACCCGACGUCUUUUACCUCCGCUGUGACCAUGGCCCGCUAUGCCGUCAAAUAUUGCAGCGGUAAAUUAGCCAAGACCGUCUCUACUCGAUUCUACAAUGGUGGCAAAUUCUGGAAACGCACCUGGGAUUUGUAUCAUCUGCCAGUUCCCAGGGCUGUUUCCAAGAGGCCGUUCCUUCUUAUUCCCACCGAGCAGGCCCAAGCCCUGCUGGAUGAAAUCAAUACCGCCACAAACUUCCGUCUGACCCUCACCGGCCCAGGCAAGAAAGGUCUUGUGCUUGAAUUCACCGAUGAAGAGCUUGAGCUUUUCCACCCAAAGUUCAUCGGCCGGUCGAGCUGUGUUGAGCAAAAGGAUUCGCUGGUGGCACUUCUCCCACCACCCCUGGACUCUUGGGGUGAUUGGUCAAUCGAAGAUAUGCCAUGGGCCUUGUGCACAUACGAGCUCAAGAUCAAACAAUCCAUUGGCACUAUCAAUGUCGAAAAGGACGCUGACAAGCAGGCAAGGAAGGAGAAGCGAGAGGCCGCCAACAAGAAACUAGAGAUGUGCUUUGGCCGCGUUGCAGCCUACUUUGGGUUGCGGCCUGCAUUGAAGGAAGGUGUUGAGCAGCCCUCAUUUGCCAACGGUGAACUCAAACCAAUUGAUAGUUUGAGCCCCGCUCAGUUCAAUUUCCAAGAUAAGCCGAUCUUCAUCAGCCUUGAUACCGAGUGGAUGGAGGACAGUGGUACCCUCACGGAGGUUGGAAUAUCUGUUCUGGACACAGACAAUUUGCAAGGAGUGGUCCCAGGCGAUUUUGGUCAUAUGUGGCUGUCGCAAAUUCAAGCCCGGCAUCUGCGUAUGGAAGAGUACCGAUUCCAUGUCAACACGAAGUAUCAACAGGGCUGUCCUGACUACUUCAACCAUGGCAAGAGUGAAUUCAUUCAGAGCGCAGAUAUUGCUGAGGUGCUCAACGAGGUGUUCUCGCCCUCUCCUCUGGUGGUAGCCGGCUUUGAGCAGAAGCGAACGGUAAUUCUUGUCGGAGUGAAUCUCAGUAACGACAUUGAUAUUCUCCGGCGCAAGAACUGCCAGGCCUUUCUUGAGCUGGACCCGUCUCUGCCACCUCCUUGUUCCCCUGUCAUUCACGAGGUCAUCGACGUAUCUCAGCUAUACCGGAUCUAUUCCGGGGAUCUUCAGCCUCCAGGAUUGGCAAAUCUGUUGAGAAAUCUGCAGAUCAUCGGACGAGACCUGCACAACGCCGGAAAUGAUGCAUACCACACCUUGGAGGCUUUGGUACGACUCAUGCUUCAAGCAGCUGGUGAGAAGCCACAGUCCUAUGAUGCGCCUGCAUUUCCACUGGUGUUGGAGGGUGAAAAUACAGAAUGUGUGCAGGCUUCCUCUGAGCAGGUUCAAGGCAAGGCCGAUACUUGUGAGAACGAGGAAGACUUGCUGCUGUAG